Oldenlandia corymbosa var. corymbosa is the source of this 2097-nucleotide messenger RNA. The record is from the annotation of a GenBank genome assembly. NCBI's taxonomy places the organism in Eukaryota, Viridiplantae, Streptophyta, Magnoliopsida, Gentianales, Rubiaceae.
AUGGGAGGGGAAAGUGCUCCUUCGCUGGGAGCGUUAGUUCCGACGGUGAAGACAUCCUCGGAGGCGGAAAAUGCUGGGGGAAUUGUUGAGCAGCAGGAGCAGGUGGAGGAGGAGGAGGAGGCCGUUGCGGCCGAGGAGGAGGAUCGGAAGGAGGAUGAUGAGGAAGCCAUGACCGCCGCUACGACGGCGACGGUGUCGGUGGAAUUGGAUAAGGAUAUGCUGUGCCCGAUUUGCAUGGAAAUGAUCAAGGACGCCUUCUUGACAUCCUGCGGCCAUAGCUUCUGUUACAUGUGCAUCGUCACGCAUUUGCAGAACAAGAGCGAUUGUCCUUGUUGCCACCAUUUCCUCACUCCUUCCCAUCUCUACCCUAAUUUCCUCCUCAAUAAGCUUUUGAAGAAAACCUCUGCUCGCCAAAUAGCCAAGAAUGCUACACCCAUGGAACAACUUCUGCAGGCUUUAAAACAGGGAUAUGAGGUUUCAAUAAAGGAGCUCGACACUCUCGUGUCCCUUCUAGCUGAGAAGAAAAGGAAAUUGGAGCAGGAAGAAGCUGAGACAAAUAUGCUAAUUAUGCUUGAUUUCUUAAAUUGCCUGAAAAAUCAGAAACUUGAUGAGCUCAACGAGUUACAAACUGACCUUCAGUACAUUAAGGAGGACAUAAAUGCUGUGGAGAGGCGUCGAAUUGAUAUGUAUCGAUCACGAGAUAGGUAUUUAUCAAACCUGGGGAUGCUUGGUGAUGAUCCUCGUGCAAAAGCAGCACGGUCCUCGUUGAUUGAAAAACUUGGUGGCCGGAGCAUGAUCCCUAGUUUUCCUGGUCAACGAAGUCAAUGCCGCAUGGGUUCCACGACCCCGCAUAUCUGGAAAGCUGAUGAGAGAACGCAUUCAGGAUUGCAAACAACUCAAAGAAAGGAUGUUUAUAGUGAUUCACAACAGCUAAGUCAAUCAGGACUUAUAGCAGCCAGGAAGAAGAGGAUCCAUGCACAGUUCAAUGACCUUCAAGAUAGUUAUUUGCAAAAACGACGGUACUGGGCGAGACAAUCUCCAAAGACCAGUGAGAGAGACAGCCAUAGAAGAGAAGGUUUCAGUGCUGGGCUUGAAGACUUUCAGUCUGUUCUUUCAACCUUUACGCGAUACAGUCGAUUGCGGGUGGUUGCUGAACUUAGGCAUGGGGAUCUUUUUCACUCAGCUAAUAUUGUAUCAAGUAUAGAAUUUGAUCGAGAUGACGAACUCUUUGCUACAGCUGGAGUAUCACGGCGGAUCAAGGUGUUUGAGUUUUCAUCGGUGGUUAAUGAACCUGCAGACAUCCCUUGUCCUGUUGCUGAGAUGUCGACUCGCUCCAAACUUAGCUGUCUGAGCUGGAACAAGUAUACCAAAAAUCACAUAGCCAGUAGUGAUUAUGAGGGCAUUGUGACUGUUUGGGAUGUCACCACUCAUCAGAGUGUAAUGGAGUAUGAAGAGCACGAGAAGCGAGCUUGGAGUGUCGAUUUUUCACGUACCGAACCUUCAAUGCUUGUAUCUGGUAGCGAUGACUGCAAGGUCAAGAUUUGGUGCACAAAGCAGGAAGCUAGUGUUCUCAAUAUUGAUAUGAAAGCAAAUAUAUGUUCGGUCAAAUACAAUCCUGGAUCAAGCGUAAACAUAGCAGUGGGUUCAGCGGACCAUCACAUACACUACUACGACUUACGAAAUACAAGUCAACCUGUGCAUAUUUUUAGUGGACACAGGAAAGCUGUUUCGUAUGUGAAAUUUCUGUCCAGCACUGAGCUUGCUUCUGCAUCUACAGACAGCACCCUACGGUUAUGGGAUGUAAAGGAAAACGUUCCCGUGCGAACAUUUAGAGGGCACACCAAUGAGAAGAAUUUUGUAGGCCUAACUGUGAACAGUGAAUACAUUGCUUGUGGCAGCGAAACAAAUGAAGUAUUCGUUUAUCACAAGGCAAUUCCAAAGCCAGCUGCAUGUCACAAGUUUGGUAGGGAUGGGGAAGAAGGUGAUGAAGAUGCAGGAUCGUACUUUAUUAGUGCAGUGUGUUGGAAAAGUGACAGCCCAACAAUGUUGACUGCUAAUAGUCAAGGGACAAUUAAAGUGCUUGUCCUAGCUUCCUAA